ACCGGCUGCAGGCAGCGGGGGCGGCUCCUGCCUCGCCGCGGCCCUGAUAAAGGGGCGCCGCGGUGGGCGGGCGGCGGUAGGCGGCCAUGGCGUGGGGCUGCGAGCUCUGCCUGGCGCUGGCGGCCGGAGCCCUCCUGGCCCUGCUGUUCCGCUGGCUGCGGGCCGACGGCGACCUCACGCUGCUGUGGGCCGAGUGGCGGGGGAAGAAGCCAGAAAAUGAACUACGUGGCAAGGUUGUCUGGGUGACAGGAGCUUCAAGUGGAAUUGGAGAAGAAUUGGCUUACCAGCUAUCAAAGAUAGGAGCCUUGCUUGCCAUCUCUGCAAGAAGAGAGGAUGAGCUCGAAAGAGUGAAAAAGAAAUGCCUUGAGAUUAGCGACUUGAGUGAAAGAGAGAUCCACGUUCUGCGUCUUGACUUGACUGACAGAAGCUCUCAUGAAGCUGCAACCAACCGUGUAAUUCAGCAUUUUGGCAAGAUUGAUGUUUUGAUCAACAAUGGUGGACGCUCCCAACGCUCCUUGUUUGUGGAUACAAACCUGGAUGUCUACGAAGCCAUAAUGGGACUUAACUACCUAGGUACAAUCUCGUUAACAAAACAUGUGCUGAAUCACAUGAUCCAAAGGAAAAAAGGAAAAAUUGUUACUGUGAGCAGUGUGAUGGGUAUCAUGGGAGCUCCUCUUGCUUCUGGGUACUGUGCCAGCAAGCAUGCUCUGCAGGGAUUUUUUAAUUCUCUUCGGACUGAGCUGACUGACUACCCCGAGAUAAGUAUUAUCAACAUAUGCCCAGGGCCUGUACAGUCUAAGAUUAUACAAAAUGUCUUUACGGAGGAUCUUGCAAAGUCCAUAGAGAACAGCGGUGAUCAGUCCCACAAGAUGCCAACUGACCGGUGUGUCCGGCUCACCCUGGUGAGCACAGCCAACGACCUGAAGGAGGCCUGGAUCAGUGACAACCCCUACCUGGCCGUUUGCUACCUCUGGCAGUAUGCGCCCACGUGGGCUUGGUGGCUGAUGAACAGAAUGGGCAAGAGGAGGAUACAGAACUUUAAGAGCGGAGUGGAUGCUGAUGCCUCUUAUUCAAGAAAGAAGAAGUAAGGAUGAGUACCUACAAAAUCCUGCUGUUCUCGUGCUAAGGCUAAGAAACCUUUUGUUUGCAGUCAUGCAAUAUGGAAAAGCUUUUUUUCCUCUGUUUUAUCUUUGUUAUCAUUUACCUUGACAAACCUAUCAAGGCGUAUACACGCUUGACUCAAUAAAAAUCUCUUUCUAAACAUA
Molecule: messenger RNA, 1265 nt
Organism: Falco peregrinus (peregrine falcon)
Lineage: Eukaryota; Metazoa; Chordata; Aves; Falconiformes; Falconidae
Gene: DHRS7
Product: dehydrogenase/reductase 7
Exons: 7
Coding region: 87-1088 (333 amino acids)
Molecular function (GO): oxidoreductase activity
Source: RefSeq, a predicted model, not a curated record